GAGAGAGCGAGAGACACUGUGAGAGACUUGCUUCUCAUCAGCAGACGACAGCAGCUGAACGAACAGAAACAAAACAAUCAGACAGAGAGACAGACAGGAAACAGUGAGUCAGUGUAAUAUUCACAUCCGAUCCGCUCUGAAGCGUGUCCUCCAUCCUUUCUUUUCCCGUGAGGAAGAGAAGAACGGAGGAGGAGGAAGACCCCCUCACCUCCAGCACGCAGACGCAUAACGCUCCGGAAGAGAGACCGACAGAUAGACUGAAAGACAGAACGAGGGUUUUAUUCGUUGUGCUUCUGCUCCGUUUUUUCGGGAGCGAGUGGCGUGCUCAUGUCCGUCAACUCAGAAAAAUCCUCUUCCCCAGAAAGGCCCGACACACAGAAGGUUCCGUCAGCCCCGCCUCCUGCCCCGCCUCCACCGCCUCCUCCCGAACCAGCCGCCCCACCAGAGGAAGAGAUCCUGGGCUCGGAUGAUGAAGAGCAGGAAGAUCCGGCAGACUACUGCAAAGGUGGCUAUCAUCCAGUGAAGAUUGGCGACCUGUUUAAUGGCAGAUAUCAUGUGAUUCGUAAACUGGGCUGGGGUCAUUUCUCCACUGUGUGGCUGUGUUGGGAUAUUCAAGGGAAGCGUUUUGUUGCGAUGAAGGUGGUUAAGAGUGCGCAGCACUACACAGAGACGGCGCUGGAUGAAAUUAAACUCCUCAGAUGUGUGCGUGAGACAGAUCCUGAUGACCCCAAUAAAGAUAUGGUCGUUCAGCUCAUAGAUGACUUCAAGAUCUCUGGAGUCAAUGGAAUUCAUGUGUGUAUGGUGUUUGAAGUUCUCGGUCAUCAUUUGCUCAAGUGGAUCAUCAAGUCUAAUUAUCAGGGUUUGCCGUUACCCUGUGUGAAAAGCAUCAUUAAACAGGUCCUACAGGGGUUGGAUUAUCUGCACAGUAAGUGUAAGAUCAUCCACACAGAUAUCAAACCCGAGAACAUUCUCAUGUGUGUGGACGACGCGUUUGUACGCAGGAUGGCCGUCGAGGCCACAGAGUGGCAGAAAUCUGGAGCUCCUCCACCGUCUGGAUCUGCAGUCAGCACGGCUCCUCAACUCUUACAGGUGGGUAAAAUCUCGAAGAACAAGAAAAAGAAGUUGAAGAAGAAGCAGAAGCGGCAGGCGGAGCUCCUGGAGAGACGGAUGCUGGAGAUAGAAGCUCUGGAGAAAGAGGCGGAGCAACAGAGAACAACAAAUCCCGCCCACAGCCCCACCCACAGUCCCACCCUCGUGCUGGGAGACAGUGAGGAUGAUGAUGAUGAGGAUGUUGAUGAGGAAGAAGAGACUGAAGAAGAGAAAGCACGACCCAUCAGACUCACUAACCACACAUGUGCAGAGGCUGAUCAGGAGGAAGUAGAUGAGAACGAGGAAGACUGUGAUGUCACUUCCACCACAGACUGUCCAGCUGAAGAGUUCACAACACAGACAAAUACACACACUGACACUCCUGAGGAAGAGACGGACAACACCAGAGAAACCGAUAAGCAGGAAGAAAAUGAGAAAAAGAGAGAGGAAGAGGAACAGGAAGAGAAAGUUAAAGUGAAUGAACAGGAAACUGAAGUCACAUCGUCACAGAGUGCAGAUGACUCGCAUGAGGCAAAACCACAAGAGUGUCCAAGAGAGAAAACGGAUGCAGCGAAAGAGAUGUCAGACAGGAAAGAGGAAGAGGAGGAUGAGGAAGAGGAGGACGAGGAAGAGGAGGAUGAGGAAGAUGACAAAGGUCACAAUCAUAAUGACUCGUCUAAAACAAACGGUCAUGUUAUUAUGGGUGCACAGGAAGUAGAGCGCCAGUCAACCCCACCACAGCCUGUACCAUCGUCAUCAGCGCUCCUGUGCACGCUGGUGGAAUCAGAGAUCAGCACGACUGACCGCAAUGUUUCUGACACAUCGUACGAACUUUAUAAUGGAGAAAUGGCCAGACUCAUGAACGGAGUGCAACACUGUGGCACAACGCCACGCUACCCAGAGUUACCACUCGAUUCCGAACCAACCGACUGCGUGCAAGAUGAAGCUCAAGCUCUCAACACAAACGCUGACCGCAGCCGAACCGUAUCAUCAUCAAGCACCGGAGAUGCACCGAAAGUGCGGGUCCGAGCAGCUGAUCUGUUAUUAAGUCCGUUGGAUCCUGGGAACGCUGAAGUCCUGAGAGUGAAAAUAGCCGAUCUGGGCAAUGCAUGCUGGGUGCACAAGCACUUCACUGAAGACAUCCAGACCCGUCAGUACCGCUCCGUCGAGGUUCUGAUUGGAGCCGGAUACAGUACGCCUGCUGAUAUAUGGAGCACCGCCUGCAUGGCGUUUGAGUUGGCGACGGGUGAUUAUCUGUUUGAACCUCAUUCUGGUGAAGACUACUCGCGUGAUGAAGAUCAUAUAGCUCACAUCAUAGAACUUCUUGGCUGUAUUCCUCGACACUUUGCUCUUUCUGGAAAAUAUUCCCGGGAAUUCUUCAAUCGGAGAGAUCACAUCGCUCUGAUUAUGGAGUUACUGGGAAAAAUCCCUCGCAAGAUCAUCACAACAGGAAAAUACAGUCGUGAGUUCUUCUCUAAGACAGGUGAGCUGCGGCACAUCACUAAAUUAAAGCCCUGGUCGCUGUUUGACGUUCUGGUGGACAAAUAUGGCUGGGUGGCCGAAGACGCUGGUCAUUUCACUCACUUCCUGUUGCCCAUGUUGGAGAUGGUUCCUGAAAAACGUGCCUCUGCUUCAGAAUGCCUCAAUCACCCCUGGCUUAACUCAUAGCACUUUUCACACUCUGACUCAUCGACGCCCCCGAGAACGCAUCCUGAACUGCAGGGGGGCGGGGUCAGAGGGUCGCUGGGGGGCUGUGAAUCACGAGUGUCAACACACACACACACACACACACAAUUUUAAUAUCUCAUCUGAGAUGAAGCUUCAGUCAUCGAUGGUCUUCCUCACAUGAACAGACUGAAUUCAUUGAGGUCAUGUCACAUCAGAGGAGGAAGUGAGGCAAAGUCUUUAAUUUGGAGGUUCACAUGGGUUUUUUAGUAACUUAUAGUAAUAAAUUUAUUUCACAGAUAUAAAUUAUCCAAAGUGACUUCGAUAUAUUAUGUGUUUACUGGCAAUCCAACCCAUUACCGUGGCGUGGCUAGCGCCAUGCAGGAACACGUGAGGGUUUCUUCCGUCAUGGCGGCAUGUGUUCGUGACUUGAGUAAAACCCUUGAAAAGAUGCUGGCAAACAUUUACAGAUAAUAAUGUGAUUUUCUGCGAACAGUCAAACUAUAAUAUUCUGAUACCUCUAGAAACUGUGUGUCAGUGACUGAACAUUAGAGAUACUGACACAAGUGUGUGUGUGUGUGUGUGUGUGUGUGUGUGUGUGGUGUGUGUGUGUGUGUUACAUGAACCGAUGCUUCUCAUCCAAUCGCUGACAUUCAUAAGUCCACCCGAGUCCCUCUGUAUGCAGCCCCGCCCCUUUCCCCCGUCCUCCAAUCAGCAAAGAAGGAACCGUGGAAGACUCUCAGUAGAGCGGUUUACACACACACACACACACACACACACACACACACACCUGUGACACACUGCCUCUGGAAUAAUCUACAGCAAAACAUGAAUCCAAAAGAUUCAACUGAUGGUUUGAUUACAGACAGAUUGACAGGUGUCACUCAAACGCUUCUCAAUUCACUCCAGUGAGAAUUCUUCAGCUCUUGAUUUUAGCUUUGAAGUUCCCAUUUGCCCGAUUCAAACUAUAAACUUCAACAUUCCUGAUUCUGCCACGGUGCAUCAGACACCUGCGACGAGCACGCUUGGGAUUAUCUGCAUUUUCUGGCAGGACGGCUUCUGCUCGCGGGCGUCUCGUUAAAAGACUUGCAUUUGUGUUUGAACUUUUUGUUAAGGGAAAAAUGAGCAAUGUACUGCAAACUGCAAAAACUGCUGAGCACAAGUUUAAACGCAUCGCUAUAAAGAGACGAGCGGCGGUGACGGUUGCAUGUGUGUGGCAGGUGAAAUGCGAGAUGUACAGACUGACUCCCCCUGUGGCUGUGGCGGGAACUGCGACAUCACACUGCUCAAAUGACAUCAUCAUCUUCACAGUUUGUCCAGUUGCCUAUUUUCGCAAUAAAAGUAGAUGGUGAAAUAUUUUUAAAAACGAUAUUUAAAUCCAUUUAAAAAGAAAACUAGAAAUUCUCUGAUGUUGUGACCGUGAUGAAUUUUAGUCGUAAUAAGGUGAUUGUCUUUUGGAAAGAUUUAAUUUCUUUAAUUCUAUAUUUAUUUUGGUUGUCACUUUUCCCCUUAUGACAUUAACUCGUGCUGCUCUGUUGGAAUCAUGUGAUGAAUUGGAUCAAACAUUUGGCAAUAAUAGUGAUUAUUAAGUUUUGCACCGAAGAGUCCCGCGGUCUCUCACACGGACUGUUCUUCCGCACGUCCACAGAAUCACGUCUCGUGUUUUUCAUCAACAGAUUUAAUAAAAUUGUUGAGUCAAUGUGAUCCAUUAAUUUACAUUCACAAUAUUUGUAUUCUGUGUUCUCAUAUUUUUGUUGAGCAUUAUUUUCAUUUAAGAGCAGCAGUCUUGAAGUUUUCAGGUACAUUAGAAAUGGGGUUUCUCAUGUUUUGUGCAGGUUUGGCUGUUUCAGCUACACCCUUUACACACCGUGAGGUCCAUUUACACAUGAUUUACUGAGUCAAGACAUUUUUAUUUGUAUUGUGUUUCUCACAAUAUUUUUCAGAGCAGAUUUACAGAAACUUGUACAGUAGUCUCAAAUAUCUAGAAGCCCCAGUGAACAGAUUUAUAGAAAUACAAAUGCAUUCAUGUCUUCAUCCUCCCGAGACCCGAGCGUGACUGCUGUGUGCAUUCUCCAUUUCCUUUAUGAUUUGUGACCAGUAGCACCUCAUAAACAAGCAAAACAAGAGCAAAUAGUUUCCCAAAAAUGCAUUUCCUCAUAUGUGGACAGCGGUACUAAGUUGUGUCAAUUUAAAUAAUAUCAAGUUAUAGAAACUCAGAUUUAUUUCAUCAAAUAGUUUAUUAUGUGUCCAGAAGUGAUUAUUCAUGUUUUUGAGACGUUACGUCAUAAAUUAUCAUAAUUCAGAUUGCAAGUAAUGUCCAGCAUCGUCCAAUCACUGUCAAUCAUGUUCAAAUAAAAUGAUCCAUUAUAAAUGUUGAAUCUAUGUACAUAUUACAAAUGUCAAGUCAUUUUUAUUUGUAUAGUGCAACAAACAUCAUUUCAAAGCAGCUUUACAGAAGAUAAAAC
Xyrauchen texanus (razorback sucker) is the source of this 5219-nucleotide messenger RNA. Its product is annotated as SRSF protein kinase 2-like. The transcript is spliced from 16 exons. The coding region runs from base 328 to 2757 and encodes 809 amino acids. Gene Ontology annotation, biological process: regulation of mRNA processing; protein phosphorylation; spliceosomal complex assembly. Lineage: Eukaryota; Metazoa; Chordata; Actinopteri; Cypriniformes; Catostomidae. The record is from RefSeq and is a predicted model, not a curated record. Gene Ontology annotation, molecular function: protein kinase activity; ATP binding.